Messenger RNA from Alternaria atra, 912 nucleotides. RefSeq lists its product as uncharacterized. NCBI's taxonomy places the organism in Eukaryota, Fungi, Ascomycota, Dothideomycetes, Pleosporales, Pleosporaceae. The coding region runs from base 1 to 912 and encodes 303 amino acids. The transcript has a single exon. The record is from RefSeq and is a predicted model, not a curated record.
AUGGUCGAGAAUGCGUCGAGUCCCAAUGGGUCGUCUUUGGCUUACGAAGACUCGGGACUAUCGAAAGAUGCUCUUUCGGCGACAGAUUGCGACCGCCGGCUCUCCGAACUGAGUGUUGAUCUAUCCCGCCAUGUUGGUCGAAUCAAGUUGCAUGAUUAUGAUCAUAACUUCGAUAAUUCAGGUGCCUUCCCGGAAAAUUGUGAUCACGAGGUCCAGGAUGCCAUCGCGAGAACAUUGAAGAGCAACUCAAUGUUUAUCAGUUUAAUCCAGUCGUAUGCGAGAGGCACAUGCUCCGCUGCAGAUCGCAUGGAGGACGUGACAUCCACCGAAGGCAAUAUUCUUGGCUCACCGCAUGACUUUCUCUGCUCUCUCAAUAUUCUUAGCACCUACAUUCGUCUCAUCAGUCUCUCCGAUAACCUCUUCAAGCAAAUCUUUGCUUCGAUCAAGGACGAUUCAGAGCGUCACACUCGCGUCGAACCAAACGGUGCCCAUGCUCGAAGCACGAUUCCGCAGAUCUUGCCCGGCUUACAGCUGGCAGGAUUUACCGUCACGCAGAGCAGCUUCCAGGCACAAAUACUUAUGCAGGCCGUGCAUCACCAAUUCGAGACGAUGGCACAGCAAUUGGGAUUGCCUGCAGAGCUUCGCGUAUCGGAUACACUGAGUCUGGAAUCCGCCAGACACCCUGUCGGUGCGCCCAACUUCAAGCUCGUGGACGUGCUGCAGAAGUCCCAGUGUGGCUUCGUAGUCGCAGUCGGAGGCGAGCAGAACGGAAAGAAAGGCGAUAGUUCAUCGGAGCGAUCCGAAGUCGUCGCCUCCCUCCGUAGGAGCAUUGCCGAGGUGCAAGCGCUUCUGGGAACACUCGAGAGGAAUUCAGGGCGGAUUUUGAACGAGCAAAUCAGUCUGUCGAAGUAA